This is a messenger RNA of Cooperia oncophora, 531 nucleotides long. Lineage: Eukaryota; Metazoa; Nematoda; Chromadorea; Rhabditida; Trichostrongylidae. The record is from the annotation of a GenBank genome assembly.
AUGUCAACACUCGAGAAGCGAUCGGCAGCAGUGGUAGAAAACUGGAUCGUAUUGAAGAUCAAAGAAUAUAUUCUUUCAGCUUACACUCAGCAAUACACCGACUUCAACCCGUUGAUCGAGAAGAACGUGAAAGACGGGUUCACUAUUCUGGCGUUCCCAUGUAACCAGUUCUAUCUGCAGGAACCAGCUGAAAACCAUGAACUCAUGAAUGGUAUUAUGUAUGUUCGUCCAGGAAACGGAUGGAAACCACAUCAGAACCUUCACGUCUAUGGAAAAAUCGACGUGAACGGAGAGAAUCAUCAUCCUCUCUACGAGUUCUUGAAGGAGAGCUGCCCACAGACUGUAGAGAAAAUUGGAAAAACCGACGAGUUGAUGUACAAUCCAGUUCGAGCGAAUGAUAUCACGUGGAACUUCGAGAAAUUCCUUAUCGACAGACAGGGUCGUCCACGAUUCCGUUUCCACCCUACCGCCUGGAGUCACGGUGACGUCGUCCAGCCGUUCAUCGAACAGCUACUCAAUGAGAAAAGCUAA